Molecule: messenger RNA, 1298 nt
Organism: Paramecium sonneborni
Lineage: Eukaryota; Ciliophora; Oligohymenophorea; Peniculida; Parameciidae
Source: the annotation of a GenBank genome assembly
AAUGGAUCAAAAUGAGAAGGAAAUAGAUGAAGAAUAAUUUAAAAAGGAAUUUGAAGAAAAGGUUGAAAAACGUAAAUAAUGGUUGUUAGAAGAGUUGAGAAGCUGUGGAAAGUUUUUAGAUGUAAGUGCAAAGAAAUUAGAUGAUCUAGAUGCUUUGACUGUAAAAUAUUAUUGUAAUAUAUUAAGAUAGCAUUAUAUCUUCAUGAAUGUUAAGCAGAAUUAACAGUAUUUCAUAUUGGAGCAAAUUCAAUAAGUGACAGAGGAUUUAUUGAUAUGUUGACAGGAUUGUAAUGGCACGAUAAAAUUAAAGAAAUAUAUAUUGGGAAUAAUGAAAUUACUGAAGUAGGAUAAUUGUGAAUUAUAUAUUUGUAGAUUGGUAUUUAAGGUUUGAUAGAGAUUUCAAGUUGCUUCAAAUAAUUGAAAAUAUUGAGUAUGAGUUCUUGUUCGAUUGAUGAUUCAACUUUUAUUUAACUUUGUUAUGCAUUACCAGAAUUAAAGAAUCUGUAAUAAUUAUAAGUGCCAGCAAAUAAUAUAUCAGAUUAUGGUAUUAAAAGUAUAAUAUAAUUUUUAUAGGAUUGGUUUGUUUUUCUACAUUAUUGGCUACAAAUAGUCUUCCUAAUUUAUCAGUAAUUCAUUUUGGUAAUAAUCCAUUGACAUCAAAAUCAUUGGUUCCAUUCUUUUAAGCAUUAAAAAAGAAUAAGACAAUAAAAAUUUUAUAUUUGAAUGAUAUUGGAAUGGAAUUGGCAACAAUAAAAUAAAUAGCAAUUUGUUUAAAGAAAAAUAAAAUAUUGGAAGAUCUGAAUUUAGGAAAUACAGGAUUUUCAGAUAGUGCUGCAUCAAUAUUAUGGCCUAGUUUAAAGUAUUUAAAGAAACUACAAUUAUGGAAUAAUCAUUUAACAGAUAAGUCUAUAUUUGAAUUUAUAAAUGUUCUUGAAAGAGAAGAUAUUGGAUUAACAUAUGUAGGAUUAUAAGAUAAUGAGAUAGAAGAAUUAGAUUUAGUAGAUGAUUUAAAUGCUUUAUUGAAAUAGAAUGAACUUAUAGAUAAGUUAACAGAAUAGAUAGAACAUAAAGAAGAAUCAGAAGAAGUAGAUGAAGAUAAAUAAGUUAAAUAAAUGAUUGAACUUGCUAAAUUAGAAGAAAUAGAAGAAAAAUUAGGUUAGCUUGAAAAACUUAAUGAACCAUAAUAAGAAAAAUAAGAUGUUGUUAAUGAAUUAUAAGGAAAAUUAAAAACAAAAAAAUGGACAGGAGAGAUUGAAGAUCCAGAAGAUAAAACAUUGAAACACUCUGUAAUGGAAUGA